CGAGAGUCGCAUGCGGUGACUUCCGCCGAGACCCAGGUCGUGGACGGCGACAUGCUGCAGCAUGCGGCACGACGAGGUAUGGAGCCUGAUGAGCCCGGGUGCUACGUGAAGAUCUUGGCGACGAGCUGGUGCUCCAACCAGGAGCUGGUCGCGAAGUUCAGGGACUGGGUCCUCCAGACGGACCCCGCGUCGAGGAGGUCAGCCCACGGGUGCAGGGCCGUCGGGAACAGGCUGGACAUGUGGUGCAACCUCGGGUUUGGCACCGUUCAGACCAUGUUCAAGCCGGGACCUGCCCCUGUCGAUGUCGCCGCCGCCGACGAGAGGGCCGAGAGCGCCACAAUGAAACCAGACGCAGGAGAUGAGAAUCAUGCCGAACGGGAGCGCGAGGCCGUGGAGAAGGCCGAGGCGAGAACCGAGAGGCUGCCGGAACCGAAGGUGGAAGUGGAGGCGGAAGCUAAGGGGACAGCGGAGGCGGAGGCCAAGAGGCAAGCGGAGGAGGAAAUGCGGGCGGAAGCCAGGGAGCGGCAGGAGGACGAGCUGGCGGAGGCGGAGGUCGCAGCCAAGGCGCAUGCCGAGACGAAGGCGCGUGCGACGGCGGAAGCCGAGAGGCGAGCGGAGGAGGCGGCACAAGCGGAAGCCAGGAGGCAAGAGGAGCUGGAGGCGAGGAAAGCGAGUCUCGAGGCGGAGAAGGCGAAGCUCAAGGCUCAGAUCCAGGCGGAAGCCAGGAGGGCAGCGGCAGCGAAGGCCGAGGCCAAGAAGGCCGAGGCCGAGAGGAAGGCCGCCCAGGCCCAGGCUCAGGCGGCCGAGGCCGCGGAGCAGAGGGCCCAAGCCGAGGCGACCAAGGCCAGGAGGGAGGCGGCCGCGAAGGCCGAGGCCGAGGCCGAGGCCGAGGCGGCCCGGGCCAAGGCUCAGGCGGCCGACGCCGCAGCGCAGAGGGCCCAGGAAGAGGCGAAGGAGGCCGGAGCAAAGGCGGUGGCUACGGGCACCAGCUGCAGAGACCAGGAGCACGAGGCGAGAACGGCUUUCGGGAAGACCUGCUCCUUCUUCUCUCAGUUCCCCUACUCCUGCAACUACGCCGCCGACUACUACGACGACGGCGACUUCACCGCCCACGACCUGUGCUGCGCGUGCGGCGGCGGGAGCGGAGGCAGCUGAGCCGAGAGGUGAGUGCCGCGUCACGUGGCCCUGGGGGAAGAAGAGGGGAGGGGCUCGGACGGUCGGGGGAGCUUUGGCUCGGCGCUCGGCGCGCCGCUCCCCCCGUUCUGGCCCCACCGCGCCUCGGCGCGAGGCGCUAUCCCCGUCGCGGCCCCCGGGCGUCAGCGUUCCGAGCUCUUCCCGACCUCCCGCCCCGCGGAGCGGAGCGGCACGCUGUCCGCUUGCACAGUCGAUCCGCCUACGUAGUAAAUUUGCUGGCCGUAAUCCGAGUCUCGAUCAGCAUCGUGGAUCAGAGAUACGUUUGGUUGCUUUGACCACGAUAUCUCCGCGCGGCAUGUAUUGCCUUUUGCAGCGCCUCUCUCAAGAAAAAGUG
This is a messenger RNA of Prorocentrum cordatum, 1528 nucleotides long. The record is from the annotation of a GenBank genome assembly. Lineage: Eukaryota; Dinophyceae; Prorocentrales; Prorocentraceae.